Messenger RNA from Ceratotherium simum simum (southern white rhinoceros), 7153 nucleotides. The record is from RefSeq and is a predicted model, not a curated record. NCBI's taxonomy places the organism in Eukaryota, Metazoa, Chordata, Mammalia, Perissodactyla, Rhinocerotidae.
AUGCGGCUCUGGAGUUGGGUGCUGCGCCUGGGGCUGCUGAGCGCCGCGCUGGGCUGCGGGCUGGCCGAGCGCCCCCGCCGGCAGCGGGAGGCGAGGGGCGCCGCCGAGGAGCCGAGCCCGCCGAGCCGGGCGCUCUAUUUCAGCGGGCGAGGCGAGCAGCUGCGCCUCCGGGCCGACCUCGAGCUGCCCCGGGACGCGUUCACGCUCCAAGUGUGGCUACGAGCGGAGGGGGGCCAGAGGUCUCCGGCGGUGAUCACAGGGCUAUAUGACAAAUGUUCUUAUACCUCACGUGACCGAGGAUGGGUCGUGGGCAUUCACACCAUCAGUGACCAAGGCAACAGAGACCCGCGCUACUUCUUCUCCUUGAAGACAGACCGGGCCCGGCAAGUGACCACCAUCAAUGCCCACCGCAGCUACCUCCCAGGCCAGUGGGUACACCUAGCUGCUACCUACGAUGGGCGGCUGAUGAAGCUCUAUGUGAACGGUGCCCAGGUGGCAACCUCUGGGGAGCAGGUCGGCAGCAUAUUCAGCCCAUUGACCCAGAAGUGUAAAGUGCUCAUGUUGGGAGGCAGUGCUCUGAAUCACAACUACCGGGGCUAUAUUGAGCGCCUCAGUCUGUGGAAGGUGGCCAGGACUCAGCGGGAGGUACUGUUGGACAUGGAAACCCUUGGCCUCCACGCUCCUCUACCUCAGCUCCUCCUCCAGGAGAACUGGGACAAUGUAAAGCGUGCUUGGUCCCCCAUGAAGGACGGCAACAGCCCCCAAGUGGAAUUCAGUGGUACCCAUGGCUUUCUGCUAGACACAAGUCUGGAGCCUCCUCUGUGCGGGCAGACAUUGUGUGACAACACAGAGGUCAUCGCCAGCUACAACCAGCUCCCGCGUUUCCGCCAGCCCAAAGUGGUGCGCUACCGUGUGGUCAACCUCCACGACGACGGCCGUGAGAACCCCACGGUGAGCCGCCAGCAGAUCGACUUCCAGCACCGGCAGCUGGCUGAGGCCUUCAAGCACUACAACAUCUCCUGGGAGCUGGAGGUGCUGGAGGUGAGCAACUCCUCCCUGCGCCACCGCCUCAUCCUGGCCAACUGUGACAUCAGCAAGAUCGGGGACGAGAACUGUGACCCCGAAUGCAACCACACGCUGACCGGCCACGAUGGUGGGGACUGCCGCCACCUGCGCCACCCUGCCUUCGUGAAGAAGCAGCAGAACGGGGUGUGCGACAUGGACUGCAACUAUGAACGGUUCAACUUCGAUGGCGGAGAGUGCUGUGACCCCGAAAUCACCGAUGUCACCAAGACGUGCUUCGAUCCCGACUCUCCAUACAGAGCAUACUUGGAUGUUAAUGAACUGAAGAACAUUCUUAGACUGGAUGGAUCAACACACCUCAAUAUCUUCUUUGCAAACUCCUCGGAGGAGGAAUUGGCGGGAGUAGCAACUUGGCCAUGGGACAAGGAGGCCCUAAUGCACUUAGGCGGCAUUGUCUUGAACCCAUCUUUCUACGGCAUUCCUGGGCACACCCACACCAUGAUCCAUGAGAUCGGGCACAGCCUGGGCCUCUACCACAUCUUCCGAGGCAUCUCGGAGAUCCAGUCUUGCAGCGACCCCUGCAUGGAGACAGAGCCCUCCUUUGAGACCGGAGACCUCUGCAGUGACACCAACCCAGCCCCGAAACACAAGUUCUGCGGUGACCCGGGGCCAGGGAAUGACACUUGUGGCUUUCAUAGCUUCUUCAACACUCCUUUCAACAACUUCAUGAGCUACGCAGAUGACGACUGCACGGACUCCUUCACGCCCAAUCAAGUCGCCAGAAUGCACUGUUACCUGGACCUGGUGUACCAGAGCUGGCAGCCCUCCAGAAAGCCGGCGCCUAUCGCCCUCGCCCCCCAGAUCGUGGGCCACACGACUGACUCCGUGAGGCUGGAGUGGUUCCCGCCCAUCGACGGCCACUUCUUUGAAAGAGAAUUGGGAUCAGCAUGUGACCUUUGCCUGGAAGGGAGAAUCCUGGUGCAGUACGCCUUCAAUGCCUCCUCACCGAUGCCCUGUGGCCCAUCAGGACACUGGAGUCCUCGGGAAGCAGAAGGUCAUCCAGAUGUUGAACAGCCCUGUAAGUCCAGUGUCCGCACUUGGAGUCCAAAUUCAGCUGUCAACCCACACACAGUCCCUCCAGCCUGCCCUGAGCCACAAGGCUGCUACCUUGAACUGGAAUUCCGCUACCCCUUGGUCCCUGAGUCUUUGACCAUCUGGGUGACCUUUGUCUCCACUGACUGGGACUCUAGUGGGGCUGUCAAUGACAUCAAACUGUUGACUGUCAGCGGGAAGAACAUCUCCCUGGGCCCUCAAAAUGUCUUCUGCGAUGUCCCACUGACCAUCAAACUCCGGGAUGUGGGCGAGGAGGUGUAUGGCAUCCAGAUCUACACGUUGGAUGAGCACCUAGAGAUCGAUGCAGCCAUGUUGACAUCCAUCCCAGACAGCCCACUCUGCCUGAAGUGUAAACCCUUGCAGUACAAGGUGGUUCGCGACCCUCCUCUCCAGAUGGACGUGGCCUCCAUCCUACACCUCAAGAGAAGAUUCACAGACAUGGAUCUAAAUCUUGGCAGUGUGUAUCAGUACCGGGUCAUCACCAUUUCGGGAAGUGAAGAGAGUGAGCCGUCGCCUGCUGCCAUAUACAUCCAUGGAAGUGGGUACUGCGGCGAUGGCGUUAUCCAGAAAAGCCAAGGUGAGGAAUGCGAUGACAUGAAUAAGAUCAAUGGUGACGGCUGCUCCCUUUUCUGCAAACAGGAAGUUUCCUUCAAUUGCAUUGAUGAACCCAGCCGGUGCUAUUUCCAUGAUGGUGAUGGGGUCUGUGAGGAGUUUGAACAAAAAACUAGCAUCAAGGACUGUGGUGUCUACACACCCCAGGGGUUCCUGGAUCAAUGGGCAUCCAAUGCUUCUGUAUCGCAUCAAGACCAGCAAUGCCCAGGCUGGGUUAUCAUUGGCCAGCCAGCAGCAUCGCAGGUUUGUCGAACCAAGGUGAUAGAUCUCAGUGAAGGCAUUUCCCAGCAUGCCUGGUACCCUUGCACCAUCAGCUACCCAUACUCCCAGCUGGCUCAGACCACUUUCUGGCUCUGGGCGUACUUUUCUCAGCCAAUGGUUGCUGCAGCUGUCAUUGUCCACCUGGUGACCGAUGGGACCUAUUAUGGGGACCAAAAGCAGGAGACCAUCAGUGUCCAGCUGCUUGAUACCAAAGAUCAGAGCCACGAUCUAGGCCUCCAUGUCCUGAGCUGCAGGAACAAUCCCCUGAUUAUCCCUGUGGUCCAUGACCUCAGCCAGCCCUUCUACCACAGCCAGGCGGUACGUGUGAGCUUCAGUUCACCCCUGGUCGCCAUCUCGGGGGUGGCCCUCCGCUCCUUCGACAACUUUGACCCCGUCACCCUGAGCAGCUGCCAGAGAGGGGAGACCUACAGCUCUGCCGAGCAGAGCUGUGUGCACUUUGCAUGUGAGGCCACUGACUGUCCGGAGCUGGCCGUGGAGAACGCCUCUCUCAACUGCUCGAGCAGUGACCGCUACCACGGUGCCCAGUGUACUGUGAGCUGCCGGACAGGCUACGUGCUCCAGAUACAGCGGGAUGACGAGCUGAUCAAGAGCCAGACGGGACCCAGCGUCACAGUGACCUGUGCUGAGGGCAAAUGGAACAAGCAGGUGGUGUGUGAGCCGGUGGACUGUGGCAUCCCGGACCAGCAUCACGUCUAUGCCGCCUCCUUCUCCUGCCUCGAGGGCACCACCUUUGGCAGCAAAUGCUCCUUCCAGUGCCGUCACCCAGCGCAGUUGAAAGGCAACAACAGCCUUCUGACCUGUAUGGAGGACGGGCUGUGGUCCUUCCCAGAGGCCCUGUGCGAGCUCAUGUGCCUAGCUCCACCCCCGGUGCCCAACGCAGACCUCCAGACGGCCCGGUGCCGAGAGAACAAGCACAAGGUGGGCUCUUUCUGCAAGUACAAGUGCAAACCUGGCUACCACGUGCCCGGCUCCUCUCGGAAGUCAAAGAAACGGGCCUUCAAGACUCAGUGUACCCAAGAUGGCAGCUGGCAGGAUGGAGCUUGUGUUCCUGUGACUUGUGACCCACCUCCACCGAAAUUCCAUGGGCUCUACCAGUGCACUAAUGGCUUCCAGUUCAACAGCGAGUGUAGGAUCAAGUGUGAAGACAGCGAUGCCGCCCAGGGACGUGGGAGCAACAUCAUCCACUGCCGGAAGGAUGGCACCUGGAGCGGCUCCUUCCACGUCUGCCGGGAGAUGCAAGGCCAGUGCUCAGCCCCGGACCAGCUCAACAGCAACCUCAAACUGCAGUGCCCCCAAGGCUAUGCCAUAGGGUCGGAGUGUGCCACCUCAUGCCUGGACCACAACAGCGAGUCCAUCAUCCUGCCGAUGAACGUGACCGUACGUGACAUCCCCCACUGGCUGAACCCCACACGGGUGGAGAGAGUUGUCUGCACGGCUGGUCUCAAGUGGUAUCCUCACCCUGCUCUGAUUCACUGUGUCAAAGGCUGUGAGCCCUUCAUGGGAGACAAUUACUGUGAUGCCAUCAACAACAGAGCCUUCUGCAACUACGAUGGUGGGGAUUGCUGUGCUUCUACAGUGAAGACCAAAAAGGUAACUCCCUUCCCUAUGUCCUGUGACCUACAAGGUGACUGUGCUUGUCGGGACCCCCAGGCCCAAGAACACAGCCGGAAAGACCUCCGGGGAUACAGCCAUGGCUAAGGAAGGGCAAGGAGUUGUCAAAGAAUUCCCAACGCCAGGACCCGCAUCCCUUUGGUAUUGAUUUCACAGUCAGCUGCUCAACGGAAUGGCCUCUCCACACCAGGGAUCCUUAGCACCCAACCGGUCUGCCUUUAAUUUCACCCAGGAAGGACUCAUAGUGGGGGCGCAUGAACCAAGUCUUGCCAUGUUGAAUGAUGGAAUGGAAUCCCAUCCUAAAGUCUUAGAUGGAUUGCAUAUACAGCAUGCAGUCCCAGAGCCUCCUAAAAUUCUAACCAUCUGUUACACAACCACAGCAAGAAACAUAUUCUGUAUCUAGGAGUGUGCACAUCUGUGGUUAGUACACAUGCAUGUAUACGCACCCAUAUAAACACCUGUGUGAGGGCAGUUUUGGAGACUGAGCAGAGAGAGAGACUAGAACAAACUCAAUUUUUCCUUUCCCAAGCUCCUAGCCAACACUGUCCUUGGGAGAAAGAGAGUUGCAGAAACUGCUAAGACCAGUUUAUUGUUGAGAUGCCAAGAUAGCUCAUGACCCGAGGCUUGGAAUAUGUAGGUCAUGCACAAUUGUAUAGUCCUUUGGGAUUGGAAGUGAAAUGGUCUCUGAUCACCUACCUUCUAGGGAAGUAGGACCCAGGAAGAAGAAUCCAAGGUAUGAAAGCCCACAAAUUCUGCUGCUGCCAUGGGGGAUUUUACCCCAACUCCAGGGUUCGAGGCCAAGCUGGAAAUGGCUUAGGAUUGCAAUAUCAAGGUAUUAUAACAGCCCCCUGCUUGAGGCUUAAGGCUUGAGGCCAUAAUAUCCCUCCAGGACCCACCCAUUCCCCAAACCUUGCCUUGGGACCACAUUUGCUGCUACUUUUCCUGCUGCUCUAUCCUAUACAUUGAGUACCCCAAGAUGGUAGGACUAGGUUAGAAAAAACCCCACACAACCAAACAGUCUGCCUUAAAAGUGACCCACAUUUUUCCACAGCUCCUCACUUCUUAGCCCUCCUGCAAGAGAAAAACUCUCAUUGGCCCACAUGGUGAGAAGUUAAGUUCCCUAUGGGUAGGCUUCUCAUCCUGGAAAGGAGUUGAGGGACUUAGGAUGCUGAAACCUUCACUGAGAGUCCAGAAUGUCUAAGCCAGUGUUAGAUUUUAUAAUCAAGUGGAACAGUGUUAAAUUUCUAUGAUGUUGGAGCCAUUCAGAGACUGUUGGAAUUGUAGGGACUCUUGAGUUAUUAUCCUUAUCCAAGCCUUCCUGGCCUGCCAGGCUAGAGCAGGCUUUGGUCCUGAGGACCUCACUGUUGCUCUGAGUAGCUAUAAUUCUGGAACAGAACAUCAUCUUGGAUAUGAUCAAUCUAGACUAUGUUCUUGAGGACCAUCAGAGGAAAGCCAAAGAGUUCACAGCCUCAGUCCCCAACAACCUAACAUGGUCAUCAUGUUUCCCACAUAGUCUUCCCACUGCCAGGACGCCCAUCCACACCCGUGGUUGGGCAACCCUUUCCUCUCUCCCAUGUUCAGCCUUCAAAAGUUAAGAGGAAAUCAGUCAAAUGCAAGUGGAAGCCCCCACCUCUUUGGGGUCUUCUUGCCUCUUUUAAGCCAGUUACCUGUCUAUUGCUUUUGAAUUAAUAUGGAAAGAAGUUAAUACAAAAUGAAGUGGAGAGAAUGGUUAAGUUUGACAUAAUUUCUGAGACCUGGAACUGAGAAAAUGAGGCAAUGGAAGGGUUUAAACUAGAUGUAUCACAUAAAGGUUGCUGUAAGUCAAGUCAUCUCAAGUCUAGUGAAGACAACCAACAAAAAAAAGUCUAGCAUAGAAAUGGAAAAUACCAGGCACAUGUGCUGACACUACUCAUUCCUGUAUCCAAGGCAAGCAUUGUUAAUCAGUCAUAACCCUUUUUCCUAUGGGGACCAAAAAUAACUUCAGAAACCUUCUUACUAUAUCACUACCAACAGCAAUUACCUGCUGAUCAAGAACACUUGAGAAAACAUCUAUUAGCCAUCUGUGGUCUAUUAUAUUAAGAAAUAUAUCAAGGUGCUUUUUGCACAGGUGUCUACAAAUAAGGAUGCAGUGCUUCGAUAGUUUUGUGUGGUUUGUACCAUAUUACAAACUCUGAGAUUGGGUUCCAGAAUGGAGAGGCUGCCACCAUUGUUAAGGUCAGGCUCAAAUCCUUUAUGUUUCCUCCUUACAAACUCCUAUCUCAUUUAUAUUCACAGCAUUUUUUUCUGUAAUUACCAGGACCAAUCCUUAGCAAAAUAAUAAUAAUAAUAAUAAUAAUAGAAGAAUUGAUCUCAUUUUGUACCCCUCUCCAGUAUCUUAGAACUCUUGCCAACUCUUAAAGCCCUCUUCUUGCCCUAGCUGAGUUAUCAACCUGUGUGGUGUUAGCUUAGAAGAUAUGAACUAAGAAAGGUAACAGCGUCAGCCCUCCCAGUUGCUUUAUUACACCAAUAAGUA